AUGCUGCAAGACCAGGAUCGCGGCAGACGGGGCAAGAAAGCGCACGCGCGGGCCUCUUCUUCGUUCGACCGCUGGCUGGAACGAACACAGCGGCGUGGUGCUGGCGCACACGGUAGCGGAACGGAAUACCGCUCUUACAUGGAUGAUGCAGGCCACGUCGACCCGCAAGGCAUCGGACAGGCUGCACCGGGCCACCGCAGCACCCACGUGCCGCUGCCUUGGUCGCCGGUGCCGUACUCUGUCUCCCCUCCGGGGCAGCACCGCUGUCUGGAAGAGCUAGAAGGGCUGCUGCUUAUGCAGGGACAGUACAAUCAUAUUUUCCCAGCCGCCGCUGUACGCGACGAGGUGAGCUAUAACGCCAUCAGCGCACCGCGGGUGGCGCCCGCGAGCCGCACUCUGGAUAUGCCGCCCUGCGACGCGACAUCUUGGUGCUCGUACGGCGGCGUCGCUGACUCGCUCUGCGGCACCGUGGAUGGGAUUGCCAAGGAUGGCGGCCGUUCUGCCGCGAUGGGCGGGUCGUUGUUUCUCAACACACCCCACGGCCACAUUCAGGAGCGGAUGGGCCGCUGUGCGCUACCGAGCGGCGGCACCGAUGCGACGGGUGCCAUCAGCGCAGCCGAGGUAGAGGCAGAGCGGUAUAUUGCGCGUCUGGAGGAUGAGGUGCAGACGCUGAUGAUGGAGAUCUCUGACAAGGAUCGCUGCAUUGUCUUGAUGUCGGCUGCGAAGGAUGCGCUGGCGGUUCAGCUGCAGGAGCAGACGAGGAGAGGGGACCUCAUCUCAGACGAGAUUGCCACGCGGCAGAUGCUGAGCUACAGCUUUCUGCGUACGGUGGCGUUUCAUAAGACGCAAGAGGAGAGUAACCGGGCACUGGAGCUCAACACCCAAAUCUCCGUUCUCAAGUACGAGCUGAAGCUUGCAGAGACCAUGCUAGCGCAGUCGCAGAGCAGCGCCACGGCCGCUGAAUGCCAACACCAACAACAGCUGCUCAAGGAAAAGAAAGACGAAGACGAGCUGGCCCGCUCCUUCUCCGCCACUUUACGGCCUCUCCUGCACGACGAGUACGACCGGCUCGCGCAGCUCGUGUCAGAGAUGCCAAGCAAAGUGCAGAUGAUAAUGUCUACAAGCGGUCGCACGCCGCACGGCGAGGGGGACGAUGUUGCAAAGGAUGCGGGGGCGCCUCAGCAGCGACGGUUGUACGAAUUGCUAGAGUCUCUGCUCGCCUCGCGCGGUGGCGCGGCAGUCUCGCCGGUCGGUGCAGCAUCAUCCGCCGCCUGUGCUCCGGCAAACACUCCAUCGCCGUGGCCACCGGCGCUCAAGGACGCGGACUCGUCGCACCUUGUUCGCCUUGUCUCCCGCGUGUGCCACCAUCAUGCUGCUAUGACGGAUCUCUACUGUGCCGAGGCCGACCGAAAGGCGGCGUUGGCGCAGUAUGAGGGUGACAUUGUGCGCCUCAUCAGUGGUAAGCAAAGCGAGCUUACCUGGGCAACGCUGUAUCAGGAGAAGAAGGAUGAGGUGAAGCAUCUGAAGGAGAAGAUAAUGCGCCUGCGGGCAGAGCUGCGGGAUGCAAGAGGGCCGAGUCAACGCGUCGUCAGCAGCGGCCCAAGUGCGUGUAGCGGGGUGGGUAGCGCCAUCAGCACGCGGAGAUACGAGGCGUACGCUGCGCCGUACGUGCCUCCUUCCGCGAGGCUGCUAAGGUCGUCGCAUGAUACGCCAGAACGCUCCUCUAUCUCAUCGCAGGUGAAGCCUCGAAGAGUUGCUGCCAUCAAGAUGCCGAUCGGCGUACUGAGAGAAGAGGCUCGGCGCCUCGGGGCCCUGCCGGCGCCGUACUACCGGCCUCUCGUCAGGCGCGCAUCCUCGUCAAUGAGCUCCCUCUCCGUAUCAAGCAGCCCGACGAAUGCGGAACGGAAGCUGUGGAUUCAGGACCAAAAAUAUGAGGCGAGCGGCAGGCGCGGUGGUUCUGAGGAGGCGGCUGUGGCGUCUGCUGUUGUCGAAGUGCGCACUGUUGUCAGCAGCUCGAGUCACGCAUGGAGCUCAGCUGCGUCCGUCAGUCGAGCCGCGCCACGUCAGUUGGAAGGCGGAGGUGCGUCGCCGUCGGCACAGUCGCCCCCGGAAGCGCUGAUACGUAAAGGCAACGCGAUACCCUCUGCUGCGCAGUCGCAGCCGCGGGUGCGUGAUCCGAGACGAGGCUCAGAGACCACGAGUCAGAAGAGUAUUUCACGAACGGUUGUCUCCAGCUCCUCGUCCUCGUCAUGUAAAAGUGAGGUGCUCCCCGCUGCCCGCGCGCUGAAGGUGGCAACGUUGAAGCGCGUCUUCGCGGCGGAGGAGGCGAGUAGCUCGGACUCCUUAUCCUCGGCCUCCUCCGUAUCUUUACUCAGCCACACCAAGCCACAGAGGGCGGCUGCCAAGCCCACAGCGGCGACGGCGAAGCAGCAGCCCCAAACGAAGGCAGUGCACAACUCCUUUGACGAUGCCGACGACGGCUCGAGCGACGCGGGAGCAGCGACCGGUACGCCUCCCAAGGCGGUCGUGUCCAGCAAGGCGAUCACCUCGGCCGCCGCGGCGUCCAUGCACUCAAAGAAGCGACGCACAAAGGUAGAGAGCGACGAUGACGCGUCUUCUGCCAACGUCAGUAUGACGUCGCUCUCGUCCGUGCCUGGGAAGGCCACAUACGGCGGCCUCAGCACCUCCGCGCGCACGAUCCAAAAUAAGGGCAAAAACGUCGCCGCCUCCAAGCCGACCCACAUGCGGAGGUCAUCCUUUGACGAGGACGACGACGGCGACGACGGAGCCAAAGACAGCAGCAGCUCCGACAGCACCUCGGCCAUCCCGGCUCCUGCACCACGCGCCAAGAUCGGCUCGAGCACGGCAAGGGCCUCCACCGCGGCAACGAAGCCGUCAGCAGGAAGCCAAGCGGUGUCUACUACCACCAACACCACACCUGCGAAGCCAACCAAGCUGAAACUUCCCACAUGGUGA
Messenger RNA from Leishmania mexicana MHOM/GT/2001/U1103, 2976 nucleotides. Its product is annotated as ppg3-related protein-like protein. The transcript has a single exon. Lineage: Eukaryota; Euglenozoa; Kinetoplastea; Trypanosomatida; Trypanosomatidae. Bases 1 to 2976 code for a protein of 991 amino acids. The record is from RefSeq and is a predicted model, not a curated record.